This is a messenger RNA of Amphimedon queenslandica, 523 nucleotides long. RefSeq lists its product as uncharacterized. The transcript has 4 exons. The record is from RefSeq and is a predicted model, not a curated record. NCBI's taxonomy places the organism in Eukaryota, Metazoa, Porifera, Demospongiae, Haplosclerida, Niphatidae. Bases 65 to 523 code for a protein of 152 amino acids.
AUAUGUUAUCAUAGGAAUGUCAUAAUGUUAAGGUGUGGCAGUGAGUGUAGAAUAACUCCCACUAAUGGCUACUGUUGCUGGUAUCUACUGGUGUCUUGUGUUGACUGGAUGUAUGAUUGUAUCUGCAACUGGAGUAUUGACUCAAACCUCUCCACCUUAUUCUCCAGUGUGUCCUAAUGAUGAACUAGUACUGACUUGUGUAUUUGAUCUCACUCAUGGUACAGAAGAAAUAUACUGGCGAUCAGAUAAUUCUAAGGCAUUUGAUGCAAUCUUCAAUAAUACUGUACAAUCAUUGGGUAGCUUCUCAGUACUUACACUAAUCAACAGUACUGCAAUAGUAAUUACUGCUACUAGUGACUCUAUUCCAUUGUCUGCUAAUGGAGUAAGAGUUGGUUGUAGAGUUUCAUCACAAAUAGAAGAUACAAUUAUUAAUAUAUCAGGUCCACCAACAGUAGUUAGUAAUGUCACUAUUGGUAUAACUGAUGAUGAUGCUUUAUUAGUUAAUUGGAAUGCAGACUACUGA